Messenger RNA from Emiliania huxleyi CCMP1516, 1155 nucleotides. RefSeq lists its product as hypothetical. The transcript has 3 exons. The record is from RefSeq and is a predicted model, not a curated record. Lineage: Eukaryota; Haptophyta; Isochrysidales; Noelaerhabdaceae. Bases 1 to 1155 code for a protein of 384 amino acids.
AUGAAGGGCAUCUCGCUCGAGCAGCUCGACCAGUGCGCCCCGUGCACGUUGACUGGCGACACCGAGGAGGACUACGAGCCGCUGCGCACCCCACCGGCAACGCCGGACGAGACGGAGCCGACCAUCGUCUUCCCGCACUCGUUCGAGGUUGGCUCCGCCGAGCUCCGCGAGUGGCUCACCGGUCGUAGCUCGAACGCAAGCCAUUCCACGGACGACUGCGACGCCCGGUGUUUUGGGUUUCUUCAAGUGCACGGCGUCACGUUGGGCAAAAGCGUCCACAUCAAACUCAUGCCUCGCUGGGCUUACCGAUCCAUCUGGUGCUCGGACGAGCGGGUGCUUCACUGCCUUCCGCCGUACUGUGAGCUCCUAUCGGCGCAGGACGUGCGCGAGAGCGUCUCGGCUGACGUCGAUCUGCUGGACCAGAUCGCUUCGAGCAUCUCGGCUGGCACCGAUCGCGGGGCGAGGCUGCGAAAGCUGCUCACUUACGCCGGGAGGAACAGCUCGCGCUUCCGAGGAAGGCUGAUUCGGGCCUACGGGCCUCCACAGGAGGGCUUCUACGUGCGUGGCGUGCAGGCGCUCGCUCUGUCGAUGUGGGCCGAGUAUGUGGGCGCGUCCGUCUUUUUCGCGCGCGGCUGGGCGUCGGAUCGCUACUACUCGCCGCAGCUGGGCGAGUCGGCGUGGGAGCAGCACUUUGAGCCGCCCUUUGGAGUGACGACCGGGCAGGUUCGCGUGGGCCGCGGCUGCACUCUCGAGCUGUCCUGCAGCGCCCUGAAAUGGCUCGCGUUCGACUGGGGCGGGCAGCAGGCCCUCUCCGGCCCCGGCCGGGGCAUCUACCCCACACAGCUCGGCGACACCGGCGCGACGACGCACCGCCUGCUCUGCGCGGCGGCGGCGAGCGCGUUCGUGCGGCCGCGGCUGCCCAUACGCCGCGAGGCGUCGGCUCUGUGGCAGGACAUGACCCUUGGCGGCCACAACUCGACUGGGCGCCCGGUCGUCCUGGGCGUGCACUUGCGAGGCACAGACAAGAAGGCGUCGAUUGGCGGCCGCAUCGUGCAGCCCGCCGAGUACUUUCCGUGGAUCGACGCCUUCUUCGCCAAGCACGAGCCGAGAGCAGGCCGCGCCCUCCUCUUCCUCGCCACCGACGACCAGGCCUGA